This is a messenger RNA of Carassius auratus (goldfish), 4585 nucleotides long. Its product is annotated as programmed cell death 1 ligand 1-like. The transcript is spliced from 9 exons. Gene Ontology annotation, biological process: cell surface receptor signaling pathway; positive regulation of T cell proliferation; negative regulation of T cell proliferation. The record is from RefSeq and is a predicted model, not a curated record. Lineage: Eukaryota; Metazoa; Chordata; Actinopteri; Cypriniformes; Cyprinidae. Gene Ontology annotation, cellular component: external side of plasma membrane. The coding region runs from base 139 to 1653 and encodes 504 amino acids. Gene Ontology annotation, molecular function: ATP hydrolysis activity.
CAGCCAAUCAGCAGCGAGCUUUGAAGCGCACGCACGCUCUUGAAAAGCGUUUACAGCUGAUCCACUCCCGCAGAAUCAAAACAAACCUCCACCGCUCACAGACGCCUGCUCAUGUGCGACUCUCAGCGUUAAGGGUCAAUGAGGGGGACGCUGGUCGUCGUAUUUCAGGCUCUGCUGUGGCCUGUCGUCUCAGCAUCAGCCCUGUUUACAGUCAGUUUAGAGAAGAGCGAUUACGAGGCAGAGCUACAUGGAGAUGUCAAACUAGUGUGCUUGUUCUCCAAGGUUAAACGUUUGUCUGACCUCACUGUCAUAUGGAGCCGAGUCGAGCCGAAGCCGGCCGUGGAUGUGUAUCGGCUGGAGAGAGGCACAGAAAACCACAAUUACACCAGUGCUGCGUUCAUAAAGCGUGCACAGCUCAUCCACGAGCAGCUGGAUCUAAACAGAGCGGUGCUGCACUUGAAGAAGCUCCAGAUAAAAGAUUCAGGCAUGUACCGGUGCAUCGUGAAAGAGGGAGAUGAUGGAGACUACAAGCAAGUCACGCUCAAAGUUACAGCUCCUUAUACUCCCGUGAAGAAAAGCACCAUGAAGACGGGUCAGGAUGAGGUCGAGCUCUCCUGUGAGUCUCAGGGGUUCCCGUCCGCUCAGGUUAUCUGGAGCGAUGGCCAGAACACAAACCUCACAGAGAGGUCCAUCAGCACCACACGCUCAACAGAUGAAGAUCUCUUCCACAUCAUCAGCAAGCUGACGGUGAAACGAGACCUCGUCAAUAACUACACCUGCUCUUUCCUCGUGAAGGGCGAGAUCCGGGAGACGGUCACCUUCAGCAUUCCAGACGACCUCCUUCCUCACUCUUCUGCUCAGCACGUGUGGAUUGUCGCCGUGGUCCUUGUGCUGUUAGCCAUUGUCUUCAUCUGUGUAAUUCUGCAUUGGAGAAAAAAUGGUCAGAAAAACAGACGUAAUGAAUCAUCUCAAUGUGCUUUCCUGUUUCCACACUCAUCCUCUGCCACCACUGACUCUUUACUGACCGUGAACGAGAACAGGUCGCAAGCAUGUGACAUAAACUCAGAAGAAACAGCAGAAAAAUCUUUGAGGAGCGCGCUUAUUCAACAGUAUUCAGAGCUGGACACAAGCGCUGAGAUGAACAGCAGACUUGCUUCAUAUGCUCUCCUCAGCAAAGAAGGCCGAUCUCUAAACAUCAGCUCAAUCCUGCCCGAUAAGAAAGAAAUGAUCCUUCUGCUUGGAGAACCAGGCUGCGGGAAAACCAGCGUAGCCCAAAUCCUGUCGUCCUGCUGGGCAGAGAGGACCGCGACCGACCCCUUCAACAUCCGCCGGCUCCAGCUGGUUUUCCAGGUGGACUGUAGCCGAGCGAAAGGAGACUUUUUCCAGGCGAUAAAAUCCAGCGUUUCUUAUGAAAAACCACUAGACGUGUCAGAGCUCAGAGAGACUCUUCUGGGCUCGAGAGACUGUUUGCUCAUACUGGACGGAUAUGAAGAGGGAAACAAGGACCUGGAUGAAACACUCGAAUGCUUUCUAACAGAGCGGCAGACGUGCCGGGUGUUAAUCACAUCACAUCCUGGAAAAUGUCCAGCUCUGGAGAAAAACGUCAGGACAGUAUUACAGCUCGUUCAGAAACCGGAAAGUUCGGGAUCAUGAAAUCCUAUACAUUUUAUAUUCGCACAGACUGUGGUUUUGCUCUUUUGUGUUGCAAAUUGAACAAAGCCGGAUGAUGGAGCUGCCUUUCGUUUCUUGGGAAUUUGUUAUAAUCAGACUAUUGGUAAAGCAGACUCAUCUGGCAGGAGAUCAAACCAUUUCACAAUACUUGAAUUCAGUUGUAUAUUUCAAAGACCAAGUACAGGAAAAGAGAAAUGAGAUCACGGUUACUUAGCCUUAUCACUGUAGACACAAACAAAUCAUAUAGAAACUAUUUGCACUUAUGAUAAUAACGAAGAAACUGCAAGCAACACAUCGUCUUAAACGUGAAAGCUUGGAGUAGAAAAUCUGAAAUGGCUUUUUCUUGUGAAAUGUUUUAUUUACACAAUCUUGUGCACUUCUUAUCAGUCAAUAAUGCAUAUGGUUUAACUGUUACAGGAAUAAGCACAGAUCUGAUUUGCAUGCUUUCAGCGAAAUAUAGUUACAAUCUAACCAUAACUACCCUUUCUUCUGUCCGAUCAUUAACUCUGAUCGUGCAAAACGCAACUUCUCGUUUAGAUUUACUUCAAACUUUCUGUAACAACAACACACUUUCAUUUUGUUUAUCGAUGUAAAAUGUGAUGCUUUUGUUUGAAGAACAAAAAACUGAAAGUGAAAAUGUUAGUUGUGGUCAUUAUUGACUCUUUUAGAAUCGUUUGGGUUUUUUGUUUUGUUGCAUUUAAGCAGCUCGGAUUGACAUGUUUGAUGAAUGCACAAGCAUUGCACAAGUCUUUUCAUGAAGAGAGCGAGCUCUUUGUUUCACUUUUAUUUUGCUUCGAGUCUGAACAGGAUUAACUCGCAUUUCUGAGAAAACACUCUGCUUUAACUGGCAGUGAGUAAAAAAAAAAAGGGAAGUACAUGUUUCCCGAAAAGGGAGGCCAAAAUAAAAUGUCUGAGUGUUAUUUGGAUGAACUUUUUCAGCUAUUGCACUUGCGCAGGAUGCCUUUUUAACUUAAGCAUUAAAGAAGAAACAAAUUCUGGAGCUCAAACGGAUGAAAUUAUUUCAAGCUUUGACAGAUAACUGUCUUUGAGAGGAAAUUACACAUUACAAAAAUUAAACAUUAAACAUAUUGAAAGUGAAAGUCACUGACAUACAGUGCAUGCAUUAUUUUAAUCCUUUGGUGCAUGUAAUGUUAUAUUACAAAGUAAUUACAUUUUUUGCAUGAAUAUUAUGUUUUCUUCCUAAAUUAUGAGUUAAUCUCUGUGCACUGAAAUAGCAGAUUAAAAAACAAAACAAAUGUUGUUAAAUUGAUUAUAAUAAAGGGUCAAAGGUCACUGCCCAUGAUGUUACAUCACAUCCAAAAUAAUUCAAAUAUUUUUUAAAGAUAGAUGACACCUGCAUCAGAGUUAAAUUGUAAUUUCUACCUGAUUUGACUCUUAAAAAUGACUUUUUUGUGUGUUUUCCAACCCAAUGCAACACCAAUAAACGUCAUUUUUACAUGUAUUAUUUAACAUUUCCGUAUGAUUGUUGUGUUCCUGUAGUGUUGUCCAUCCAGAUCAAAGUCAAUUUCCUUAUUAUGAGCUGAUCGCUCAAGGUAAUUAGAUUUAUUUAGUCAAAUAAAAUAAUAUUUUGUCUCUAAUGCAACUCUUGAAAGACAUUUCAGAUUACUCGACACACAGCCAAACUUGUUUUAGCAGGACAGAAGUGUGUGGGCACGGAGGGAUUCCCCAUGUCUCCGAACCACUGAUAUUUCCUAAUUCCUAAUUCAACAAGACUUAAAAAAACAAAGCAACCAAAAAAGGAACAAUGGCGCUUUUGUUGUUCUUUCUGUUUUAAACUAUGGUACCGAAACCGCAUGUAUGCAAAGUUUGGGAGGGAUAAACCCCCUCAAACUCCCGGUAUUAUUUUGUAAACUGAAUAAAAAUUUCAGGAGUACAUUUGUCAAUUGCAUAAAAAAUCACCCACAGGGUGACACACCCACCCAAGAUGUAGUCGAGUUUGUUUCUUCAUCAAAUUUGGAGAAAUGUAGCAGUCACCAAAAGAUCCUCUGCAGUGAAUGGGUGCCGUCAGAAUGAGAGUCGAUAAAAACAUCACAAUAAUCCACAAGUAAUCCACACCACUCCAGUCCAUCAGUUCACAUCUUGUGAAACCAAAAGCUGCACAUUUAUAAACAAAUGCAUCAUUACCAUGAUUUUAUCUUUAAACCAUCCAAUCAUUCUUCCUCCAGUGAAAAAGUCCACCUCCGAUUGUCUCUCCCAUUAAAACCCAGCCAUUUGUUUACCUUGUAUUUGCAGCUUUUAUUUAUUUAGAACUGUUUAAGCUUGUAAACGGUGCUUGAUCAGUGCAGAUUUCUCUCCUGAUUCAGAUGAGACGACUUAAAAGCAAUAUUAUGGACAGAAAACUUGUAUUUUGGCUAGAAGCAUUUAAAAAUGUCUUGAUGAUGGAUUUGUUUCUUACAAACACAGCUGUUUGCCUUAUGAGAUGUUACUUACUGGAUUGGUGUGGAUUAUUGUGAUGUUUUCAUCAGCUGUUUGGACUCUCGUUCUGACGGCACCCAUUCACUGCAGAGCAUCCAUUGAUGAGUAAGUUCCAAAUCUGCUCUUAUGAAGAAAUAUACUUAUGUACUUCUUAGAUAGCCUGAGGUUGAGGACAUAUUAAGCCAGUUUUAUUUUCCAGUGAAUAAUCUUUUUUUGGUUGAAACUUUUGCUUUCCUAUUCAAUGUUACUUUGUAAAAUGAUUCAUUGUUGUUUAUAUAUUUGCUGAUAAGAAUGUGCAAUGAUGCUAUUUUUUGCAGAAUUUCCUUCUUAUCGCUUCACAUCCACCAGCGUGUUACUAAAAUCAGAUUUAUCUAGAAGUUUGUUCCUCCUUUUAAGUGCUUGUCUUAGUCACAACAUAUAAAAUAUUAGUCAUUUUGUAGUUCAAUGUUGUUCAUAAAUAAAAUGAGAUUGAAUUCCC